This is a messenger RNA of Acanthoscelides obtectus, 2386 nucleotides long. NCBI's taxonomy places the organism in Eukaryota, Metazoa, Arthropoda, Insecta, Coleoptera, Chrysomelidae. The record is from the annotation of a GenBank genome assembly.
AUGAAAGCAACUAAACUAAUAAAAGCGGCCGCAUUGACGGUUUUUUCCCGCUACUUGUUACAGAAUGGCUUGCGGGAAAAAACCUCGCCAAUAUUUAUAGUUCAUAGAACCUAUAUUGGCACGCAUACAUUUGUUGCGGCAACCGCGCGCGGUACUGUCAUUCUUCGGAACACCGUCAUGAAGAACUAAAUAUGCAUAAGUCAUUAUCAAUAUUAUGCACGUCCUCUGCAUCAUGGAAGGACCUCUUUCAAAUCUCAUACUUGGUUAAUUAACCACAGAAGUAAUGUUACAAGCUGUAUGAUCCCCUUUCAAAAAAGGCGUAAGAGUUCAAAGAAAGGCCUGAACAAACUAUUGAUGAGCGUCAUCCUGUGUCCGGAGUUCAAUGCAAGUCAAAGAUACUUAAAUUCCGUAGAUGAUGCUUGGACUUGACUCUAGAUGGUUCACUUACCAACUACCAGUGGUCGACAUUGGGAACACUGAACUGUAUUAGAACAGACAUAGUGCCAGUAAAAGUUAGUUAACCAAAUAAUAAGAAUAAACAAUUAACUGAAAAUGGGGGUAACAUUGGGGGGUUGCUAGAUACGUGUAAUCUGAACGAAAAUAUAAGUUCAUUCACAGGAGGCGGAUCCAAUGGGACAUUUUGAGGUUCUUAAAUCUUCAGCUAGUCAGUGGAUGGACCCAAUAUUUGCGAAAUUAGUGAUGACGUUUUAUUUUUCUGCUUCUUAGUAUUAGAGCAACAACAUAUACAGCUCUCGUGAAAGCCAUCUCCAAACUGUGAAAAUCGUGUCCAGUUUCGCGGUUUUUAACCGUAGUGUGUGUCUCGUGCGGUUUUGCGGUUUGGUGGUAUACCGCUUGCGGGAAAAAAAAACGGGAGUGCGGCCUAAGCCUUAGAGUGAGAGAUUCACAUUAGCGACUUUAUAGGUCCUUUGAGAAUUUUUGAGGCUUCACAUAUGUAAAAUAAUAAUAAUUGUGUUCUGAACGACUUAGGGCCAUAUCGUCAGUCGUUCCUACAAUUGUAGGACGUCUUUAUGGCCUCCUCGAUUGUCAUAGUCUUUUCUCUCGUUCAGAAAUUUCUAGAUUUUACCUGUCCCGUGCCAGCGUCAGCGCUCUUCUAUUAUAAAGUUAUGUUUUCUUUGUAGGAAAUUUCAGGCUGAUAAAACAGAUGAUGUAACUCAAAAGCAUAAUAAUUUGAUGCUAAUAGAUAUUUGUGACAUAUAGGGCGCUAACACGGAACAGUAGCAGACUAUGAAAAUCAAGGAUUCCAUAAAGGCGUCCUACAAUUGUAGUCGAAACGUCAGACGGGAAAACAGUCUCGCAGUGAUGCUGAAACACAACGAAAACUGCAACCGUGGCCAGCAGGAAGUUGAAGCAGGAGUAAAAUAUAAAAAAGAAAAGCUGCAGAACAAAUCUUCAGAGCAGUCCCAAAGUGGAUCAGACCUAUCUUGAACCCAAGCAAGCAUUAAAGUUGGAGGAAAAACCAAAUCCGAACAAAUGAAAGCAUGGAGUCAAUUUGUAGCCGAAUCCAAAUCACAAGCAAAUCAUCUCAAUCUCAAUCAACUAUGCAAGAUAUAUCACAAAGCCAGUUUGCUGUCUAAACUCGAAAUAAUGUUGGAGCCAAGACCGAUCCCUGCAGAAUGCCUACAUUGACAUUUCGGGAUGAAGAGGAGAACCCGUCAAUCACGACAGAUAUCUAGGCCAUAGCAUAAUAAUCUUAAGAGCAAAUCAAUAAAAAUGAAUAGAAUGAACUGAGCUUUACCUGAAGAAUGAUGUGGACUGCUAGAAGAAACGUCCGAUGAUUGCGAGCCGAACCGCAAAAGUUCGUCCUCCUCCCUAAGGCCGCUGGAAGCUCUCGAUUCAGUCUGCGGACUGACUGGCGAUUUUGCGAACGCCAUACCCCUACCCGUCGGUCAAACAGCUAAAACAAUCAGCAUAAAAUUCAAAUGGUUUAAAGCUCAGUACAACACGUGGCUGUGAUGGAUGAUUCUGUAUCAGAAGUGGGAUGAUUGGCAAAGGGAAAGAAUUUGGCAUGGUAUGGUUGGACAGCUAAACCCCAACAUAGCUUCCCUCAAGUGCUAUGACCUGCCCUCGAGAUGUUGAACUCCAAGCAGCAUAGAAAACUCAUAACUGCCUUCUAAAAACCCACGGAGUAGCAACAAGGCAACGUCUAAAUAUCCGUGUUUCGUGACUGAUAUAGAAAUCCUCGAUUACAUAAGUCAAAAAUAAAAUACAGUUCUUGGGUUAUAUUAAAUUCCACAGAAUUAUGACGCGAUUAUUCGCAGGGCACCUGAGAAUUUAUAAAGUGGAUCCCAUCGAUUUUGUCAAUUUUUGUACAAUUUCGGUAUAAUAGAUGAUCUUAGGAUGAUGUUCGAUUGCACAAAUAGAAAAG